AUGUCCCUCCCGACUACCACCAACCUCUGGGCCGUGCACGGUAGUGCCCCAGGUGCUGGAUUAGGCGCCCUGAAGUGGAAGAAGAACCAGGACGUCCCUAAGCUCCAUCCUCGCGACGUACUGGUGAGAUUGCGCGCAGGAUCAUUGAACUACCGUGACAUCGUGAUUUGCCAAGGCACCUAUCCUCGCAAGCUAAUCGACGGCGUCGUGCCCGGUAGCGAUGGGGCUGGAGAGGUUGUUGCCGUCGGGUCCGCGGUCUCCCGCUUCAAGAAGGGGGACCACGUGGUGACAACCUUUUAUCAGGACUUUUUUGGCGGACCAGCUCCGACGGAGGCGAACUCGCAGAAGGCCCUGGGCGGCUCUGCCCACGGGACCUUUCGUGAGUAUGGAGUUUUUGAUGAGCAUGGGCUAUUGCCCCUCCCAACCAAUCUCAACUAUCUUGAGGGUGCGACACUUUCCUGCGCUGGGCUCACGGCGUGGAACAGUUUGAACGGGCUACAGUACCUGAAGCCUGGAGACUGCGUACUUACCCAGGGAACAGGCGGUGUGUCCCUGUUCGCCAUUCAGUUCGCGUUAGCAACCGGUGCAGUCGUGAUCGCCACGACGUCCUCAAACAGUAAAGCUGGAAAGCUCCGGGAACUUGGUGUCCAUCACAUCAUCAAUUAUCGGGAAGAGCCUAAUUGGGGCGCUAAAGCAAAGGAGUUGUCUCCAAAGGGCCUCGGUUGUCAGCGGAUCAUAGAAGUCGGUGGGCCGAAGACGAUCAAACAAUCAUUACAGGCGGUAGCACCGGGUGGCCACAUUGCCAUUGUUGGAUUCCUGACGGGAUUUGAGAAGGAAGAGGACCAUCCUUCGUUCCUCGAGCCAUUCUCGCGCAUGUGUAUAGUGCGUGGCAUUGAAGUCGGCAAUCGGACGCAGUUCGAGGAGAUGAUCACUGCCAUUGAAGCUAAUGACAUUCACCCCGUCAUUGAUCCUGCUGUCUUCCCUCUCGAGGACCUCCCGCUGGCAUUCCAAUAUCAGUAUGAUCAGAAGCAUACAGGGAAGGUUGUGGUCAGCAUUGGGUGA
This is a messenger RNA of Aspergillus bombycis, 1062 nucleotides long. Its product is annotated as zinc-dependent alcohol dehydrogenase family protein. The coding region runs from base 1 to 1062 and encodes 353 amino acids. Lineage: Eukaryota; Fungi; Ascomycota; Eurotiomycetes; Eurotiales; Aspergillaceae. The transcript is spliced from 2 exons. Gene Ontology annotation, molecular function: oxidoreductase activity. The record is from RefSeq and is a predicted model, not a curated record.